This is a messenger RNA of Rotaria socialis, 786 nucleotides long. Lineage: Eukaryota; Metazoa; Rotifera; Eurotatoria; Philodinida; Philodinidae. The record is from the annotation of a GenBank genome assembly.
AUGUGGCGAUCCGUUGUUACUUGUGCACCUGUUCAAAUAAAACCAAUAUCAAAACGAAGUCAAUAUGCUAUUGAAGAAUUACAAGCAUUUCAACUAGAACAAACGUUACAAGAUUCAACAGGUUAUACUCGACAAGUAUUACCAAAUAUACGACCAAUACCAAAAUCAAAAUUUGUCUAUAAAGGUUUAGCGUAUAAAGAAGCUAAAAAGAUACCUGGUAUCAAUCAUGAAAUUCAUGAUGAUCAUAAUACAGAUCCAUUUAAAAAGCCACUUAUCGAUUACAAUCUUGCUCAAGCUUAUGUUCGUUAUGAAAUUAAUGCUGAACGAGCAAAACACAUACCUCGACACCUACCUUCAUCAACAAUAAUGACAACAACAUCAACUAUGACUACUACUACUAAUGUUGCUGCUGCAAGAUUCCAUGCAAAAGAUCAACAACUUCAAAAGACUCAAACAUCCCUUGAUUUACGUGAAAUAAGAAAACGUAUUGUUAAAGGAUCAACGCUUAUUACUCGUCCUGUUCCGCAAUCAGCAUCUUGGACACCAGGUCGAUCUGAUAAUAAAUCAAUGCUAGGUUCUGAGGUACUUUUAUAUACACGAAGCUUAAGCACACUAAAUCACGCACCUACAUUACCAUCACCACCACUACAACUAGCACAACCAGCACCACUGCUUUCAUUUUCAUCACAGUUACCGAAACAGCACAUCAUACACACUACACCUACAUUGUCACAACAUUUUGAAGACUAUCCAGUAGAUACAAUAAAAACUAUUUCCCUAUUAUAG